AUGGAUGCCGGUGUCGAUGCGGUCGAUUUCGAUGAUGAUGAUGACGACGAUGCUGGUAUAUUCAGCAACGCCAAUGACCGCCAAAGUGAGGACGAUGACACUCUCACUGGUGAAGACGAUGUUAUUUCAGUAUUGCACACGAAACGCACUGCUGUUGACAAGGAAGAAUCAGCAGGGGAAUUUCUGCUGACUCGCGAAGCGGUUGUCCACUUUGUUUAA
Messenger RNA from Peronospora matthiolae, 219 nucleotides. The record is from the annotation of a GenBank genome assembly. Lineage: Eukaryota; Oomycota; Peronosporomycetes; Peronosporales; Peronosporaceae.